Leptomonas pyrrhocoris is the source of this 3268-nucleotide messenger RNA. Its product is annotated as putative mitochondrial PUF nine target 1. The record is from RefSeq and is a predicted model, not a curated record. Lineage: Eukaryota; Euglenozoa; Kinetoplastea; Trypanosomatida; Trypanosomatidae. Bases 1310 to 3268 code for a protein of 652 amino acids. The transcript has a single exon.
GGGUUUCCCCGCAAAGCCCGCAGAUUCUUUUCCGCUUCCUCCGCUUUUUUCAGAGCACUCUACCCGUAAUAAUACUUUCCACAGAAAAAGACAGACUUUACAGUAACAGACACGUUGAACACAGAGCAGCGGCAUACAUAAGCAAAAAACAACAACAACAAACGAGCCACCAAACACGUCAAACGAGAGGGAGAGGAGGUAAGAGAAGAGAACAGCUCAUCCUAUUAGAAGAGCGACCUAGAAGUUGUGUCGUCGCUAACGUCCUCUUUUUUUUCUCUUCUGCCGACUGGCGGUAUCCCUCCUUGUUUCUCUUUCUUCUCUUCACACAGAUAUAUAUAUAUAUAUAUUCACACACACACGCGCAGACCCACUUCAGCGUCCCUUUCUUCUCCACUUUAAAGACUUCUCCGAGGGCGAGAGGAGAAAGAGAGAAAGAGAAAAAAGAUAAAAUAAAAUAAUCGGACGCGGGGCACCUCAUAUCGCCUGGGAACGUCGAGUUUGCACGUCCGCCGUUGAUUUGCUACAUAGCUUCUUCUUUUUUUUUUUUUGAAGUUUUAAAGGUUUCGUCUUUCCCGUCCCUCUUCUUCCCUUUUUUUUUUUACCUGUCUUGUGGUGCUGUCGUCUCUGCCGUGCUCUACUGCACUCGGGAGAGAAGCUGGAGACCGGAGAGAGAGAGAAAGGGUAAGAGAAAGGGAGAAGAGGAGGAGGCGCUUCCGUCGUCUUAGAGUACCUUUCAUUGCUGCGUUUCACCACCGGUUUUUUGUACCGCGUACGUGUAUUUCUCUUUGCGUUGCUCUCUUCCGUAUCUUCUGCGCUGCGCUUUUCAUCCUUGUACUGCGACUUCCUAGACCUUAUACGCGAACUUUUUUUUGGUCGUUUCUCUUGCGUUUUCUUCGCUGAGUCUCCUCUCUCUCUCGCUCUCUCCAACUAGAUACAUUUCGGCUGCCUUCAGCGGAUCGUUUCACAAGCCUUCUGUGCCGCAUCAUUGCAUCGGACCGGGAGAUCAACGAAGAGGAGAAAGAAGCGGGAGACGAGGGGUGGGGCGCUUGCCCACACACACACGAUACGCGUUAAGCGUUACGCGUUUUCUUUCGUGGAUUCACUUUAAAGCAUAUUCUCAACUCCCCCUCUCCCUCCCCCAAAAGGAAAGGAAGAGAGGUUCCAUGCACAAGAAGGAAACACACACAGCUUUAAUCGACCACAAUUGCUUGUAACGACUAUUAAUAAUAUUUUUUUGUCGAAACAUCGGCAGAGGACGAUCGUGAACGAGUGAAAGAGAAACAGAGAACGCAAGAGGGGAGAGUCCGCGAUGGCACCAAAGCGGGCGGCCAACCGGCUGCUGGUGCUCUGCGCCUCCAUCAACGAUGUCACCGCGUGGCCGUUUUGGAAGUUCCUGCAAAUGAAGAAAAUUAAAGGAGUGACGGACAUGGCGCUUCUCGCCUUUAACAGCGACGGUGGCAGCUUUGAGGCCCGCAUUGACGGUGAGAGGUAUCACCUGAAGAACUACGCGAAGGUGCGGGGAUAUCAGCAGGACAUGUUCGAAAACUUCGUGCAGCGCUGGCACGACCCGGGGCGGAGCUAUUUUGUGUACGGCGGGCACGGCAUGGGCGACUACGUGGAGCUGGAACAGAACCGUGUGUCGCUGCAAGUGCACGAGCUGGCCUCUAUCUUCGGCAAGCGCACCUUCGAGGCUAUCCUUUUCGAUGCGUGCUUCAUGUCGAACCUAGACUGCGCCUACCACCUGCGCCACAACACGCGGUACAUCGGUGCCAGUGAGGGGUACAUGUGGGAGCCGGACACCGCGCUGGACUACCACAUCUUCAACACCCACAACGCGAGCGCAAUGAGCCGUUUUAAGGAUCCCCUUCACAUACUCCGGACGGUGCAGGCGGACUAUUGCGGUAAGGCCCUGCGUGGCGACUUCAGCGUGCUGGACACCACCCACGUCGCGGAGCUGCGCCGCUACGUGCAGGAGCACGUGAUCCAGCGCGUGUACGACCGGGCAACGUUCUACAGCCUGCCGCAGCAGGAGCGGCUGAAGCAGCAGGCGGAGGCGGCGGCACAGGCCGCCAUCGCCGAGUUCGGGCACCCCGGCGGGGAUGCGAACAUGAUGCCGGGCCUGGCAAACGGUAUAGGUCAGCCGCACAUCAUCACCACACCGGGCUCCCUUGCUCUCCCCGAUAGUGGCCGACCGAGCCGCAAGCUGCGACUCCUGCGCGCUAUCCAGUUUGAGCACGCCCUCUACCCGUCCGAGGCGGAGGACAAACAGCUGCUGGACCUCAAGUCGUACUUGACCGACAUGGAACAGGAGGCACAGCAGCGGCAGGCGUGGGAGGCGGCCGCAUCUGGGCCACAACGCCGCAUCGCCGCUGGCCGCCGCCGUGUGCGGAGUGACGCCGUGCUCAACGGAGGGAGCGGCGGCGGCGGUGGCGUGGGGUCGUCGCUGUCGACGCCGUCCUCGACCUUCGCCGUCUUUCAUCCGGCGCCGUCGCGUGCGUUGUUCGUGGAUCGGCAGGGGCGGCUGCCUGCUGCGGCGCCGACGCGGACCGCGGCGACGGACGUGGCAGCAGUAGGGGCGUUGGCCAAUGCGGUGCCUACUACGGCGCCCAAGCUAACCGCCCUCUCGCCGGGGUAUAAGGGCAGCGCGCAGGAAGGGCUCGAUCUCUUUCACAAGGUGGUGGUGAGCCACACGCAGCCGAAGGCAGCCGCCAUCUAUGCUGCCCAUCUCGGCGGGCUGUCCUUCACGGUGCACGAGUUCAGCGGGAUGUCGCGACCGGUGGAGCCGUGGGUGGUGGAGUCGCGGCGGCUGCUGAAGCGGCGUGCGAAGUUGUUCGUGAAGAACGGCGAGCUGGCGGAGGUGGAGACCGAGACCCCGAAGCCGCACGCCGCCGCUGCCGUGAUGAGCAGAAAUGUGCUGACCGCCGUCGAUUCCGCGAAAGCCGCCUGCGUUGCCGCAGCAGCCGGGAGAGGAGCGUCCGGUGCUCCCUCUCCACCGAUGCAGUCACCGUGCACCGCGAUGAAGGCGUUGUCUGCUUCCUCGACUAAACCGUCUGCGUCAGGAUCUACCGCAGAGACAUCUCUCCCUCUGCCGUGCAGUCGUCGCCACCGCAGCAGCAGCGGCAGCAGUGCGGCUCCGUUGACGAUGCCGUCCCUGUCGGUGUACGCGUCGGCGUCGAUCGGGCCCACGGUGUCAUCGCAGGCGCAACGGCCAGCGUCUUACACACCGACGCCGAAGCCGAACUCUCAUCAGCAGACAGGCAACUGUUAA